CGGGGCCCGGGCGGGGCCGGCAUGUGACGGCGGCGGGCAGCAUGGGGGUCCCGCCGGGGCUGCUGCGGCUCGUGCUGCUGCUGCUGCUGCCGGGCGCCGCCGCGCUCCGCGACUUCUCAGGUUACCUAACCAGGCUUCUGCAGAAUCACACUGUCUAUGCCUGCGAUGGGGAUCACUUGAGUCUGCAGUGUCCUCGACAUUCAACCAUAAGUGUCCAGUCAGCAUUUUACGGGCAAGAUUACCAAAUGUGUAGUACACAGCAGUCUGAAACCGCGAGGAAAGACCCUUUAAGCUGUGUGGCAACUACCACCUUGCAGAAAGUACUGGAUGAAUGCCAAAACCAGAGAGCCUGCCAACUCCUUGUCAAUAGUCGGGUUUUUGGACCUGAUCUAUGUCCAGGAACCACUAAAUACCUCCUUGUCUCCUUUAAAUGCAAACCUACUGAAUAUAAAACCAAAUCGGCAUGUGAAAACCAAGAGCUGAAACUCCACUGUCACGAGUCAAAGUUCAUUAACAUCUAUUCUGCCACAUACGGUAGGCUGGCUCACGAGAAGGACAUCUGCUCUACGGAAGUGGACCGCGCCCCUCCGUUUGACUGUUUGUCUUACACAGCUUUAGAUGUUUUAUCAAAAAGAUGUUAUGGGAAGCAAAGGUGUAAGAUUGUGGUCAGCCACAAUGAUUUUGGAAGUCCCUGCCUUCCUGGAGUGAAAAAAUACCUUAACGUCAACUACACAUGUGUUCCUAAAAUCAUACUUACAGCAGUUGAUCCCAUGGUCGCUAAUCUAAAUCCUACUCUGAAUCAGAAAGAUAGCGAAUAUGAUAUCAACUUUGACCCAAAAGGAUCAAGGAGUCCAAAGAAAGAUGGAACUAUUGUUAGCAGCUCUCUGGCUACAUUUGCCUACAUUCGAGAUCACCCUGAAAGAGCUGCUUUGCUGUUUGUAUCCAGUGUCUGCAUUGGUUUAGUCUUCACACUGUGUGCUUUGGUGGUACGAGUGUCAUGCACUAAUGACUUCCAAAGACUGCACAGAAUCAGAACUCACUUUGAGCCGGAAAGCGAUCAAGCAGAUGGGAAUAGUGAGAACGACGAGGAGGAAGAUUCUUCAGAUUCAGACUUUCCAGAUGAACUCACAGGAUUUUGCAGGACUCCUUACUCAGGUUAUAACUCAACAGAAGCAGCGGAACUGGCUGAAAGAAUAGAGCGCAGAGAACAGAUAAUACAAGAAAUCUGGAUGAACAGUGGGUUGGAUAUGACCCCUCCUAGAAGUAUUGAUCCAUUUUAUAUUCCUAAACAAUAAAACAUUUUGGAUUAUACAAACUUUUUUUUUUGAAUGUACCUUCUGUGAAGGAACAUUUGUAACUAUAUAUAAUUAUUUGUAAAAUAAAAAGAUAUAUAUAUAUAUAUAUAUAUAUAUAUAUAAUAAAAGGGACAGUUUCAAACUCUAAAUUGCAACCUAUUCAGGAAUAAUGUCCACAAGCAUUCAAAACUUGUAUUUUGUUUUACCUUUUUGACUACGUGCAAUUGAACUCCCAUGUGUGAGUUAAAAAUACACCUUUGCAGUAAGAAAAGUAUAGGAUAACCAUAUGUGUUCUGGCAUUUGUGUUCUGACAAGGCUUAUUGUUUAACAGGUUAAUUAGUGCAGAUCGGUAUAACCCUUAGGAAAUGCAAUGUGCUUUAUCAGGGAGAAUUUUUUUUUUAUUAUCAGUGAGGCAAAAAUGACAAAAAGCUACACACACAUGCCUGAGGCUUUUCUGUUUCAAACCCAACAUUUCAUGUCAAACUGACCUUGCUAAAGGUAGGGUCAAAGUCAACUCAAAAGGUUUAGUUCAUAGGAGGUGUAUGCAAAGGAAACCCAGAGGUAACCAAGGUCUGCGGAAGGCCUAGAAGCUAAGGCAGAGUGAAGCCUUGUGUUUUGUAGUUAGCUACUUCCCUUUUUGGCAUUGGAAGUCAUUGGGAGCACAUACAGAGCUAGGCUGUGAUCCAACCGCAAGGGCAAGGGCAAAGCUGAGGGCAGAAGAGCUGCAUCACUCAAGAAUUCAAGAGUUUGAAAUAUGCCUGUUUUGAACCAGAUUUUUUAGUUUUCUAUGAGGGAAAAUUUCCCCCCUAAAUUUUAAUUCCUGGUCAUUUGAAAUGUUUCCUUUGAAUUUCAUUGUUUUAUUAUAACAUAAAAUAAUAUAAAAUAAACACAAACUAAAACAAACAGCUAUUGGUUUAUUUCAGCUUUGGAGAAACAAACGUUCUGGCAGUUUUCAUUUCCAAGACAAAAUUCAAGUGAAAUCAGUCAUUUCACAAGGCAGUUAUGAUUUUGCCAGAUCAGCAUGCUCUGAAGGCACGGGGCUCUAUGCACGUUUUCUGGCUCACAGAGAGCAGGCCUUGACUUCAGAGGCAGGCCCCUUGAUUUCAGUGGAACUAUGGUCAGGAAUAAAGUGCUCCCUACUUUACACGUAUGGCCCUGACUUCAGAUCUUUUUACAUAUGUACAACCAGCGUGUGACUGGCCCACUGGAAAAAAAAAUCCACAAGUAGAGAAGGUAUGCAUUAGUACCUGAAUGCCAAAGGGAACCAGGAGCCUUCAGUGUCAAACUGCAGUGAAAAGGAUAAAAAUAAAAGUAUUAAAAGAUACUGGUCUGGGACCAGGAGUGGAUAGAAAAUUUUGAAAAUGGGGAGUAUGGUAGAGAGCUCACUGGUGCAUGAUGGAAGCGAUCAGCUGCAGAGACCAGAGUUCUGGGUAGUGGAGAGCUCCCCAUGUGCACCAUACAUCGCACUUUCCUGGAUCCACCCCUGCCUGGAGCAUAUUCAUUUGUUACUUUUGUGCAUCCCUGAAGUACAAGAAUGAAAGAACCUUUAAAUGCGUAAGAAAAAGUUAAUCCCCACUUAGAAUUAACAGCAUGUUAAGGUGUUUUUCUAAUUGAACCUUGUGACAAUUUUUUAAUGCAGUUUCAUUUGCUAAUAUUAAAGGAUAUAUGUACAGCCAA
Messenger RNA from Alligator mississippiensis (American alligator), 2972 nucleotides. RefSeq names its product eva-1 homolog C (gene EVA1C). The transcript is spliced from 8 exons. NCBI's taxonomy places the organism in Eukaryota, Metazoa, Chordata, Crocodylia, Alligatoridae. Gene Ontology annotation, molecular function: carbohydrate binding; heparin binding. The record is from RefSeq and is a predicted model, not a curated record. The coding region runs from base 42 to 1295 and encodes 417 amino acids. Gene Ontology annotation, cellular component: extracellular region.